AUGACCACCUCUCUGGCCUUAUUACCUGCCCACCCGCAGCAGCCCUCGCCCGCCGUGCAGCCGCCCCAGCCCGCCCACGCUGCCCCGCGCCGACCCAAGCUCUCGCUCAACACCUCGACCGCCCAGGUCCGCACCUUUGGCAAGGGCUCCAGCCUGCGUCUCGAGACCCUCUCCGCCGUCUCGCCCACCGCCCGCAACACCUUCAGCAACGGCUACGAGCCGCAGACCCUCUCGGCCGAGUCCAAGGCCGACACCCCCAGCUCCGCCUCCACCUUCAGCUCGUCCACCUCGGCCUCGUCCUGCUCGUCUCUGGCCUCGUCGCUGGGCGGCGAGUCGGCCAAGAUCCCGUACAAGCUGCCGCACAACGUGCAGAGCAUCCUCGCCAACAGCCCGCUCCCGCCCGUCCACAGGCACCGCACCAUGGCCGCCCGCCGCAUGUUCCCCGCCACCAAGCGCGUGAGCUUCCGCGCCAACCUCACCGAGGACAUUGUCACCACCAAGUUCACCAUGGCUCACUCGGACAUUGAGUCGUCGUCGUCGACCAUUUCCUCGCUAGCCUCUGACUCGAACACGAGCGAGGCAGAUUCCGACGUCACCGGACCCGUGCCUGGCCCCACCGCCGCCGCUGCUGCUACCACCACCCUGCCUUCGCGCACUGCCGCCAAGCUGGACCUGCAGCUCGCAAAGCCUGCGCCCGCCCCCGCGCCCGCCCCCGUGCUCCUAGCCACUGCGCAGCACCACUCGACGGAGCGCCCGCGCUGCCAAAAACGAGAGUCGCCUUCCGACUCCGAGUCGGACAGCGACACGUGCCCGGCGACGCCCGUGGCCGGCCGUCGCAAGCGCAGGCGCGAGUGGAAGUGGACGCUCGGGCCGAUUGACGGCCAGCAGGUGGACGCCAAGCUCGUCCGCGAGGAAGACGAGAUGAUGGACGACAGCGAUCCCGACCAGGACCGGCUGACGUGCCAGCAACGCUUCGCGCAGUACGCAGGGAGGCGGCAGAGCGACGCCAGCGAGGAGGGCAGCGUGAGCAGCCCGACCAGCAGCGUCGAGGGCGAGCGCAGAUGA
Messenger RNA from Diplodia corticola, 1065 nucleotides. RefSeq lists its product as uncharacterized. The record is from RefSeq and is a predicted model, not a curated record. NCBI's taxonomy places the organism in Eukaryota, Fungi, Ascomycota, Dothideomycetes, Botryosphaeriales, Botryosphaeriaceae. The coding region runs from base 1 to 1065 and encodes 354 amino acids. The transcript has a single exon.